Messenger RNA from Paralichthys olivaceus (Japanese flounder), 2134 nucleotides. Lineage: Eukaryota; Metazoa; Chordata; Actinopteri; Pleuronectiformes; Paralichthyidae. The record is from RefSeq and is a predicted model, not a curated record.
CACUCGGCUGAACACACCGACCGCACCCAGGAUCUGCCGCGAUAUUCGGCGCACAUCCUGUUUCUUAAAUCGCCAAGAUAAGAGUCGAUCAUCACGUAGUUAGCUUCACCAAGACGCCAUUAACCGAUGUGUUUUGAAUGAGGAAACCGAGGGACCCAAGUUUGUUUGACUGUAAUGUCGUCUUUUUUUAAUUCAUAUCGUAACUAAACCCACGCCGAAUCCCCCCCAUCGCUACGGACAACGUGUUUAAAAACCUCGAAAUUGUGACUUGUCCCGCUUCGUCAUGGAUCUCACAUCUGUCCCUGUCCUGCUCGUGCUCGGCCUUGUCGUCGCUGCCCAAGCUCAAAACUGUACCAAACCUUUGGGCGGACCCAACAUGAGCUUGAAGGGCGAUGACAUUCUUUUAGAUGCGUUCCCGGAGGGCGCUAAGGUUUCUUUCGCCUGUGAUGUUGGCUACGCGUCUGCAGGAGGGUCCUCAACCAUCACCUGUACACAGGGCGGCUGGAGUCUCGUGAGGAUGAAAUGCGAGAGAAAGGAAUGUGGCUCUGCUGGAGAAGUUGCAAAUGGAGAGAUUGAUUACUCUGAAGGGACUCAGUUUGGCGAUAAAGUUGUGAUCACAUGCAACAGAGGUUACAAUUUGGUUGGCGCAAGGGAACUCGUGUGUGGAGACAAAGGGUGGUUGAACAGGUUGCCAACAUGUGAAGCAAUUACUUGUCAACCGCCACCUAUGAUUCAAAAUGGCAAUUUCCGUCCAAUGGAAGACCACUACACAUUCACUGAGGUUGUAAACUACGCUUGUGAAAAGCUUUAUUCACUUGAUGGUUCGAAAUCAAGUGAAUGUUCAGAGGAUGGGAGAUUCAAACCUGAUCCUCCAACGUGUGUCAUGGUUACAUGUGACGACCCUGUUAUUGAUAAUGGUUUCUGGGCUGGGGGUUCUCGACCCCCCCAUGGAUACAUGGCUAGUGUGACGUUCCAGUGCAAACCUAAGUACAAAUUGAUUGGAGAGCAGAUGCAGACAUGUAACAUAAAUGGCAAAUGGUCACCUGGACUUCCAACAUGUAGUUUAAUCAUCAUCGACCCCAAGACCACCACCACCGCCGCCGCCACCACCGCCGCCACCGCCGCCACCGCCGCCACCACCACCACCACUACUAUUUCUACAGAAACAGAGAGUGGAGGUAACAGCUUCAAGCAGUACGGACUUCCAAUUCUGAUAAGCAUCGCUGUUCUACUUCACGGGAUGUUACAAUGAUUUGAACUGGAAGAAGAACGCUUCUGGACGAGGGUUUUAACAUGCUCGUAGCUUUAAUCUGGUGAUACAGACGUUAUGCCAUAUCACAUCCUGAAAUCUCUGCAGUCUGAGCUCAGUCCUCAGCUUAUUCUCCUGCUUGUUGCUCUAGUUAGAUGAGUUAUGUGCAUAUGUAAUACUUUACUUUUAACUCACCAUAAUUAUUUCUGUCCGUGAUGAGGGCCAGUUCAGAAGUUUUUCUUUUGUCUUAAUUCCGAAUGAAUGAGAUUUUGUUUGUCAAAGAAGCUUUUAAACGUUUGCACUAAUACUCAUAGCACAGCUGAAGCCACUAUAGCAUGAAAUGCAGCAAUGGUUGGAAUUGAGAAAUAUUGAAUGUUUGCACUGCUUACCUUAAACACAGCCGUUGGGAUUAAACAGCAUUUCAGUGUGAUGCUAAAAAACUGAUUGAAUUGUAACUUCAGACAAAGCUCGUAACUGAUAUAUUGUUGACACCCCUUAUAGAUUGAGGGGGUCAGAGCCUAUAUAUUAGUCCUGUAAAUUCAACCUCCACCGCUCAGAAAGGUGGGAUGCAGCGUAGUGCCUGUCUGUCGACAUGUGGGUGUUUUAAAUGCCUUAUUCCAAACAGACAUUUUUCCUUUUAGAACUGCCAAACUGUUCACUGACUUGUUGGUGACAGGUAACGAGGCUUAAUCACGAGCCUAACAAAUUCCCCACACUACUGUGAAAGAGAAAAGCUUCCAGUGUUACGUGUUGACUGUGGCGACAUUGAGAUGUACUGAAUACGAUUUGUAAAGAUUUUUUGCACUUGCUCAACAUUUUAUUUAUUUGUUUAAAAAAAUAAAUUUUAGUUUUCUGUAAAUUUGAAGUCAAAAAUAAUUUUGUAAU